AUGAACGGCCACGAUGCGUUCUCGCGGCGUGCCGCCAGACGCGACGCGUAUUAUACAGGGACUGACAUAUCUGCGGCCUUCCAUUCCGGAACAUGCUUUCUCGCGGCAUUACCUCCCGCCGCAUCUCCCGUUCCCUGGCGCGAGCGGGACGCGGACGCGGCGGCGGCGGAGACGGACAUGAGAUGGGCUGUUGCGCGAUUCGCGGCGUCCCCUCGCACUCCUACCGCUACCACUAGGAAUAGUACUACUACGGUUACCGCCACGAAUCAGGGCGCGCGCAGGGGGUCACCGCGACAGCCGGCGGAAAGAGCGGCGCUUCGCGCAGCAGCGGAGAAUCGGCAGACGCUCGUGUCGACUGCGCGGGGGUCUCCGCGGAAGGCGGCGGAAAAAGUAUCGCCCGCAACAAGGAAGGGUGACCCGCAGCCGCCGCUUCGCGCAGAAGCGGAGAAUCCGCGGACGCUUGAGUCGCCGGCGCGGAGAUCUCCGCGACAGGUGGCGGAAAAAGUGUCUCCCACAGCACGGGCAGGUGACCCGCAGCCGCCGUCUGAGUCGGCCGGAAGGCGAGCAGCGCGGGGGGCAUCAUCGCAGCAAUGCGGCGGCGAGAGGAGGAAGGAGAGGGCGGAGGAGAGGAGGUCGCUGGAUUCGUGUGACUUGCUGAAAAGGCCAGCCGUUGUGGCAGCGAGGGGUUGGUCUCCCCAAGCAUCGUGUGGCGGGAAAGAGCGGGAGAAGAAAGGGAAGUUGAAUGAUAACCUCCUGAAGGAGCAGGGGAUUCUUGAAGGUGCAUCCUUCGGUAAGGGAAGGUCGCCGGUGGUAGGUAGCAGCGCGCGAGCCAAGGAGCGGGAGAAGCGGGAAUUGACGGAAAACCUUCUGAAGGAGUUUUUUGAGGGAGCACCGAGUGGUGUUGGAGGAGUUGGCAUUGGGGGAGAAUGUUCUGGCAAGGGAAGGCCGCCCAUUGUCGGUAGCAGCGCGAGGGCGCACAGCAGGAAGACUAUCGGGUCACUGGCAGAGCUGCGACAGCUGGAAAUGACGGAGCAUGGGCCGCAGCUGGCGCAGCACGGGCGGCAAUUAACGGAGCAUGAUGGGCGGCGGCAGCAGCACAAGGAGCGGGCGAAGAGGGGUAACAGCGGGCCUUUGCGCGUGUCUCCCUCCGCGCAUGCCCAGCGGAGGCGCAACAGGAGCAUGGGGGAUGAUGCAGUGAAUUUUGACGCCGCGCCUGUGAGUCUACCCAAGAGUCGCCUAGGGAAUGCAGCUGCUGCAUCGCAUGGAAUUGACGGGGAUGCAGCACGGGCAAGCGACGAGGAGGGUGAUAGAACUCGCACUGGUAACCGCAUAGCGUCUCGCGCGUCAUCCGUCCUUCCCUCGGCAGACAAUCAGGCAAACAAGUGCCGCAGUGUUUCUCCCCCGAAGCAACCCCGCCCGGCCGCCUCGCAUCCUCGCUCAGAGCACUCGUUGGCAGGUUGA
Molecule: messenger RNA, 1461 nt
Organism: Closterium sp. Naga37s-1
Lineage: Eukaryota; Viridiplantae; Streptophyta; Zygnematophyceae; Desmidiales; Closteriaceae
Source: the annotation of a GenBank genome assembly